Messenger RNA from Pungitius pungitius (ninespine stickleback), 3525 nucleotides. RefSeq lists its product as uncharacterized. The record is from RefSeq and is a predicted model, not a curated record. The coding region runs from base 1 to 3525 and encodes 1174 amino acids. The transcript is spliced from 13 exons. NCBI's taxonomy places the organism in Eukaryota, Metazoa, Chordata, Actinopteri, Perciformes, Gasterosteidae.
AUGCUCGACAAGCACAGACUGGAGGUUAGAAACCCACAGAGAAAAGGAAAGGUGGGGAACCAGUGGGUGAAGGACUACCUCACAGAAUAUGCAGAGAGCUUCCCACAAGUCUCCAGUCUCCUUGAGGCCAACAUCCACAGGUGUAUCUACGGCCAGAAAGGAUUUGAGCAUUACACCUUUGAGGAGAUGUGGGAGCUUUACAGUCAGUACCUCACCCAAAAGGACAGGCCAGAGCACUUCAGUGCUGAGCAGAGGGAGCUCACACACAAGGCCUACACUUCUGUGAGGAGGUGGCUGCACACACCAGUGACCCACAUCACAAGCGUGCAGAUGAAGAGGUUCAGGAAAUACCUCAAAGAGAAGGAGCAGGCUAGCACUAGGUGUGAUCCCUCAUCUUCGGCAGAUGAUGACGCUGAAUUGGUUGCUGCAAGCCAGGAAGUUGAAGACUUGCUGAAGUUCCAAGAGCCUCCAUGUCGCAAAACUGGCAGGCAGAGCCAGGAUUUCCGACCCACAGACAGGACAAAGCCGAGGAGUCAGUCUGAGACGGCAAAUCUGCCCACGACCCCCGUGAGGCCCAGGCAGCCGGAGACCCCUGUGGAGCUGGAGGGCUGGGUCCGUUUGUGGGAAAACCCCAAUGGUGUCCCAUCAGCAGACAUAUCCUGGCUAAAAGAGGACGCAGAAAGAGGCCUGUUCACCCCUGUUCAGAUAUUUCAGCAUAAAUCUGUUGGAGUUUGGCGAUACUCGCUGAAGUGCCCUCGAGGGGAUGACUGCGUCGGGCACGGGAGGGAUGUACACCUCUACAAGUCUGGCUUCCACCACAGAGCCGCCAGGAGUGGAGGAGGUGGCACAGUGGGCCGAUGGCUUGCAUGGGAUCGGGCUAUUUUAUCUCAACUUAGUGAGGCUCAUCAAGCUCUGUUCCCUGCCAUCCUCACCAGCAAGCGUGGGGUGGAUAAGAACGUGGUGCGCCUUCUGAGGGACAGGACCGAAGGUAACACUAUGGUCAAGGUGUGGAGGCAGGUACAGGAGAGUCAUGUUGAGGAGUAUCUUCAACAUAAGGACCUGUACACCACACUCCUCAUGACCGUAGCGCAACCGGGCGGAAUCGUCUCCGCAUUAGGCCACGCAUUCCAGGCUCCACCUGCUCAGAGAGACCUUCCCUCUGCACGGCUCCUGCGUCACGCCUUCCUGCUGGCAGAGGCGGACAAUGUGCAAGAUUACCGAAGCCAGAUCCUCUCCACUUUUGGCACAGCACUGAAAAUGGACUCCACUAAGAAAGUGGUCAAGAAGCUGUCUGGGGAAGGUCGAGGCUCAGCCGAGUGGUUCACCAGCAUUGGGAACGAGCACUCACAGAUAGUGACCUUUGUGCUGACUUGUGAGGAGUCCACUCCGCGGCUCACACCCAUGUGCAGUGGAGUCAUGGAGAGGUUCCGGCUGGCCAAUCAGCCUGUCCCCAAGCUCCUCUACGUGGACCGUGGGUGUUGCCGGUCUCAAGGCCCAACAGGAGUGGAGACUUUGUUCCGUUCCUGGGUGGACAAUGGGAUGGUUGUGCGGCUGGACAUUUUCCACUGGAUCCACAGGUUUGACGCAGCCAUACGCACAGAGUCCCACUGUAAGUAUGCGGUGUUCAAGUCUGCUCUAGCUGGGGCAGUCCUGGCCUACAACCGCCCAGACCUGGAGCUGCUCAUCAAAGCCAUCAGAGCCAAGAACCCGGCCAGUCUUACCUCGGUCUCAGACGAGGACAUUGUCCGCUGCCACAUCACCAGGGAUCAGCUCAAGCACCACGUGAGGAGGGUCACACUCGGUGCUCAGGAGACCUUUCGGCUCAUCCAAUUGGCCAUCGAGGAGCUGAAAGGUCCCGUUGGGCUGGACGAGAGCGGAGUUAGCCUCUUCAAAACACCAGAGGCUAUCGAUGAGAUGUGGGCAGGCCAGCAGCGACACCUCGAAUGCAUCCAGGAUCCACCAGGCAUGAACAUGUAUAGGGUGGCCCGUACCACAACAAUCAACAAUGUGGAUGUUCCCUAUUACAAAUGUCUGCGUGGAAGCAACAGCCUGGAAGGAUUCCACAAAUCGCUGCCACACAUGAUUCCAGGUCCCCAUUGUGCAGCCCGGCCCUAUCAGGUUUACCUGAUGAGUGGCAUUGCGCGGUGGAAUUCGGACAGGAGUUCAGACGCCGUGUUUGGUGGCAAAGGACGGAACCACAGGACAUACUCUGCACCGCUCAUUGACCGCCUCAACACCCGCUGUCAGCAGCUGUUCGGCGAGACUGUGGAGGAGAAUUUCCGGGCCCCCGCCAAUGUUGCUUCCAACGAGUUGCUGGGGUUGGAAUAUUUAUUCAGCCAAAGCACAGGUGAAUCUGAACCAUUUUCUCUCGUGGACAUCAUCAAUGAUGGACCUGGUCCAGAGGAGGAGGUGGUUCAGCAUGGGCAGCCCAACCCAGAUCCAGAAGCCGACGAAGCCUACCAGAGCGACGGGGAGGCUGGUGCCGACGUGUUGGAUGCCAUCCUGCCCCACAUUAACCUCACCAGCAACGAAACCGCAACUGUGGACCCUCCAGCCUUUGUUGAUGCCUGCAGUUCAAACCCGCUUCCUGGCUUUGAAAGGCUGGAAAAGUUCUGCUCUGCUCUGGUGGAAAUCAGCCUUACAGAGGACAAGCUGACUCUUUCCACUGAGCAGAGGAACAAGGUCCUCGAAGCCUGGAACGCCGUGGAGGAGCACGACAAGCAGCCGCAGCAGUUCAACCAGCUCUACAGAACGCACUGGGGCAACACGCUCUACUGCCGCACUAAGAGAGACGAUCUGGUUGAUGCUGCUGUGAUUCAGAAGCUUAAGAUGGCUAAGCGCUACGCACCGGCUCAACAAGACGUCAGCGCUCAACACAACAGGCUGAUGUACACACUGAUUAAACUGCUGUGGCUGCGCUCCCCUCAAGGAUCUCGCUGCAGUCCCGAGAAAAGCACAAUUUGUAAGUCAUAUGAAAGAAUCCAGCACCGGAUUCUGGUGGAGGAUCCGAUCCUGUGCAAAGCUGGCAUUCCCCUUCCAAAGAUUAACAUUAAAACCGUGCGGGACUUCAUCCGACGUCAGGAGCGCCUCCUCAACAUGAAUGCCACAAAACAGUCCUCCACUGUAACGAAGAUCACCUCAAUUUCAUCUGCUGACCUCCCUCCAGCACCCCACCAGCCGUCAGUCCUCCCUCCACCACUCUACCCUCUGAUGGAGUACAUGCCCACGCCCAGCACGGCAGGGACUAAGGUGUUGAAGGGAAGGACGGACAUGAUGAUGCCUCUCUCCCGGCCUCAACCACCACUGCCACUCCUGAAACUGCCUGUUAAAACCACCCCUGCCACCUCCACCAUCACCAGACCUCUGCCCUCCACAUCUGUCUCCACAGCCAACAUUGAAUCCACGCAGUACAAGCGAAAAAGUAUGGAUCAACCCUCUGCAGUUGGAGUCGAGGUGUCGCGGGGUCUGGACAAAACAGUGUACGACAGCUACGAACACUUCAUUUCUGUUGUGGACAAACAGUGA